AUGUCAGGCACCACCCCGACCCCUACACCGACCCCGACCCCGCUCCCGCCGCCACCGGCCGCUCGUCCCACGCGGCACGACUUCCUCAAUUCCAAGCCGCUGCCCAACUAUGUCGCGGGACUCGGCCGUGGCGCCACUGGCUUCACCACCCGCUCGGAUAUCGGGCCGGCCCGCGCCGCACCCGACCUACCCGACCGCUCCGCCUCCGCCGCCGCGGCCCCCGCCGUCGGCCGCAGCGGCAGAAAGCCUCCCGGCGAGGAUGACGGCGGCGGCGAUGACGGCGGUGAUGAGGAGAAGGGCAACGACAAGAACAAGAAGUUCAACGAGUUCGAGGGCAACGACGCCGGCCUCUUCUCCAACGCCGACUAUGACGACGACGACCGCGAGGCCGACGCCGUGUGGGAGAGCAUCGACCAGAGGAUGGACUCGCGCCGCAAGGAUCGCCGCGAGGCGUGGCUCAAGCAGGAGAUUGAGGAGUACCGCGCGUCGAACCCUAAGAUCACCGAGCAGUUUGCUGAUCUCAAAAGGAAGCUGGUCGAUCUAUCCGCGCAGGAAUGGGAGAGCAUACCGGAGAUUGGGGACUACUCGGUGCGCAACAAGAAGAAGCGGUUCAAGAGCUUCAUGCCCGUGCCGGACACCGUGCUUGAGAAGGCCCGGCAGGAGCAGGAGCAUGUCACAACACUUGACCCUAAGAGCCGUGCAGCUGCUGUGGAUGAGGGCCGUGGCACUGUGCUGUCGCUCAAGUUGGAUAGGCUGUCAGAUUCAGUUUCUGGGCUCACUGUAGUUGAUCCCAAAGGGUAUUUGACAGACCUGAAAAGCAUGAAGAUCACUAGUGAUGCUGAGAUUUCCGACAUCAAGAAGGCGCGACUGUUGCUCAAGUCGGUGACGCAGACAAACCCUAAGCACCCACCCGGUUGGAUUGCUGCUGCUAGGCUCGAAGAGAUUGCUGGCAAACUCCAGGUUUCUCGGCAGCUCAUCCAGCGUGGCUGUGAGGAGUGUCCCAAGAACGAAGAUGUUUGGCUUGAGGCGUGCCGUUUGGCUAAUCCAGAGGAGGCGAAGGCUGUCAUUGCCCGUGGUGUGAUGUCAAUUCCAAAUUCUGUGAAGCUGUGGUUGCAGGCAGUAAAACUUGAGAGUAGUGAUCUGAAUAAGAGCAGGGUGUUGAGGAAAGGGUUGGAGCACAUUCCCAAUUCAGUCCGGCUAUGGAAGGCUGUAGUUGAGCUUGCAAAUGACGAGGAUGCAAGGCUGUUGCUUCACAGGGCUGUGGAGUGUUGCCCAUUGCAUGUUGAGCUUUGGCUUGCCCUUGCGAGGCUGGAGACCUAUGACCAAGCAAGGAAAGUACUUAACAAGGCGAGGGAGAAGCUCCCCAAGGAGCCUGCCAUUUGGAUUACGGCUGCAAAGCUAGAGGAGGCGAAUGGGAACGCACAAUCAGUUAACAAGGUGAUUGAGAGAGGUAUCAGAUCUCUACAGAGAGAAGGAAUGGAUAUUGAUAGGGAAGCAUGGUUAAAGGAAGCAGAAGCCGCUGAGCGUGCUGGAUCGGUUUUGACUUGCCAGUCUAUUGUGAAGAACACUAUAGGCAUUGGCGUUGAAGAUGAGGAUCGGAAGCGUACAUGGGUUGCUGAUGCCGAGGAAUGCAAGAAGCGUUGUUCAAUUGAAACAGCACGCGCCAUCUAUGCACAUGCACUGACUGUGUUCCUUACUAAGAAGAGUAUUUGGCUGAAAGCAGCUCAGCUUGAGAAGAGCCAUGGGACUAGGGAGUCACUUGAUGCACUCCUCAAGAAGGCUGUUAACUACAACCCACGAGCUGAAGUAUUGUGGCUUAUGGCUGCGAAGGAGAAAUGGUUGGCUGGGGACGUGCCUGCUGCUCGUGCCAUUCUUCAGGACGCUUAUGCUGCUAUCCCCAAUUCGGAAGAGAUCUGGCUGGCUGCAUUCAAGCUCGAGUUUGAGAACAAUGAGCCAGAGAGAGCGAGAAUGCUUUUGGCCAAGGCCAGGGAAAGAGGAGGGACAGAGAGGGUUUGGAUGAAAUCUGCCAUUGUUGAGAGGGAAUUGGGGAAUGUUGGUGAGGAAAGGAGAUUGUUGGAGGAAGGUUUGAAGCUAUUCCCUUCAUUCUUCAAAUUGUGGUUAAUGCUUGGACAGAUGGAGGACCGGCUUGGUAAUGGAGCGAAGGCCAAGGAGGUUUUUGAGAAUGGCCUCAAGCACUGCCCCAGUUGCAUCCCUCUUUGGCUCUCUCUAGCUAGCCUAGAGGAGAAGAUUAGUGGCUUGAGUAAAUCACGUGCUGUCCUCACAAUGGCUAGAAAGAAGAACCCUGCUACACCUGAACUCUGGCUUGCGGCAAUUCGAACUGAGUUGAGGAAUGGGAACAAAAAGGAAGCUGAUGCUAUACUGGCCAAGGCAUUACAAGAGUGUCCAACAAGUGGUAUUCUGUGGGCUGCAGCUAUUGAGAUGGCACCACGCCCCCAGCGUAAAGGAAAGAGUACGGAUGCUAUUAAGCGAAGUGAUCAUGAUCCACAUGUCAUUGCAACCGUGGCCAAACUUUUCUGGCUUGACAGGAAGCAUGGAAAUGCAGACGCACAAAAGGAUGUUCUGAAAAGAUGUGUUGCAGCAGAACCAAAGCAUGGCGAAAAAUGGCAAGCAAUAUCCAAGACUGUUGAAAACUCACACCUGCCUGUUGAGGCUCUUCUGAAGAAAGCUGUGGUGGAACUUGAUGUAGAAGAAAAUGUCAAUCCUGUAGGCCCCUAG
Miscanthus lutarioriparius is the source of this 2736-nucleotide messenger RNA. The record is from the annotation of a GenBank genome assembly. NCBI's taxonomy places the organism in Eukaryota, Viridiplantae, Streptophyta, Magnoliopsida, Poales, Poaceae.